This is a messenger RNA of Penicillium salamii, 1590 nucleotides long. Lineage: Eukaryota; Fungi; Ascomycota; Eurotiomycetes; Eurotiales; Aspergillaceae. The record is from the annotation of a GenBank genome assembly.
AUGUGCAGCUGCUUGGUGAGAUGCGAUCGGACUCAUGAGGAGGCUCUUGUUAAUGGCUCUCCAGCUCGUAUGGGGUAUAAGCAGGAGUUGCGGCGACAGUAUUCCACGCGUCAAGUAUUUGCGGUCGCGUUCAGCAUCAUGGGCUUGGUGCCUUCGAUCGCGUCAACGCUCUCGUUCUCACUCCCAGCGGGCCCGGUUGGAAUGGUUUGGGCCGAUCUGGCAUCUGCAAUGCCCACUGCCGGGGGCCUUUACUGGUGGACCCAUUAUCUUGCUGGGGAGAAAUGGAAGAGGCCACUUAGCUUUUUGGUCGGGUAUAGCAACACCCUAGGCCUGCUUGGCGGCAUAUGUUCGGUGGACUAUACACUGGCGCUUAUGAUCCUGUCUUGUGUAUCUAUAUCACGAUCAGACGACUGGUCUACCUCCAAUGGCGUACUCUAUGCCGUGUUUGUUGGGCUAAUAUGCUUACAUGGACUAUGUGCAUCGAUGGGCGGUCGCAUGAUGCCCAGAGUCCAGAGCCUUUCCCUGUACCUGAACGUUGCCCUCAUGGUAGCAAUAGUGAUUGCACUUCCAGUCGGCAAGGUGACGCGAGGAGCCUCACUCAACUCGGGCCGCUUCGUGUACAGUCACAUCGAUAAUGAGACAACUUGGCCGAUCGGAUGGGUAUUCAUGCUCGCUUGGCUGGCUCCAAUUUGGUCUAUUGCAUCAUUUGACUCAUGCGUGCAUAUGAGCGAAGAGGCUUUGCAUGCAGCUAGGGCCGUCCCUAUUGGAAUUAUCGGAACAGCCAGCUCGGCAUUUCUGCUGGGCUUCGUGGUCUUGUCCGUCAUUGCGUCCACAAUGGAUCCCGAUGUCAGCAACACUAUCAAUACCAAAUUUGGUCAGCCAAUGGCUCAGAUAUAUUAUGAUGCACUUGGAAGAGAGGGUGCAUUGGCCUUCAUGGCUGUGAUGUGCCUCGUUCAGUUUCUGAAUGGCCUCGGUCUCACCCUUGCCGCAUCUCGCCAGGCGUGGGCAUUCUCCCGCGAUGGCGCACUUCCUUUUUCCGGGUUCUUCUCUCACAUCAGUAAGCGAGUCCGAUACCAGCCAGUGCGUAUGAUAUGUGGAAUAGUCAUUGCAUGCAUCAUACUUGGCUUGUUGUGUCUAAUCGACUCCGCCGCUGCUAACGCUCUUUUUUCAUUGUUCGUCGCGAGCAAUUACCUCUCAUGGGGAACCCCUAUCUUCUGCCGGUUGGUCUGGGGUCAUGAUCGGUUCCAGCCAGGCGAGUUCUAUACUGGAAUACUGAGCAAGUCUAUUUCUAGUAUUGCUGUUAUAUACCUCAUGUUUGGAGUUGUGCUAUCCAUGUUUCCCACCGAAGGACCAAAUCCCACUCGCUUUCUCAAUAUAGCAUCUACCAUGAACUACACUGUGGUUAUCAACGGUUUUGUCUGGGUGGGUUGCAUGGGAUAUUAUUUCCUCUUUGCGCGACGAUGGUAUACUGGGCCACAAAUGACCAUUGAUGAGAGUGCUUCUGCCGAGUCUGGUAGCACAGCCAACAUUCUGUUGUCAAGCUCGCAACCCGGUCACCAGGUUGAAUUGACCCCAGAUAAAAGCGACUAG